AUGUCUAUCCCCAAGAAGUUGCUGCCACUCUUCAACGUUUACCGUAUCGGUGGACGGGCCCGUGUCGCGGUGCCCUGGCGUGCUUUCGAAAAGGGUCUGCGUGCUCUCGAGUUCGACGUGAGGAAGGGGGAAGGGAGGGAGAGACGUGUGGUCGCGCCGGCGACAAUGGGUAGCGGUCGCGCUACCCUCUAUCAGCCUGAAGACGGGAUAAUCACCCCCCACGCGCAACCCCACAUCGUUCGCGUGCUCAGUACCCGCUGCGGGCUCACCCCGGAGUACCUGCAAAAGUUCGGGAAGGCGUAG
Molecule: messenger RNA, 303 nt
Organism: Dichomitus squalens LYAD-421 SS1
Lineage: Eukaryota; Fungi; Basidiomycota; Agaricomycetes; Polyporales; Polyporaceae
Exons: 5
Coding region: 1-303 (100 amino acids)
Source: RefSeq, a predicted model, not a curated record